UCGUCUCUCUCUCUCUCUCUCUCUCUCUCUCUCUCUUCAAUGGCCGCAGCGGCUCUGUUACUCUCCACGCUCCCGCCCACGAAACGCGACCAACUCCUCCAAACCCAACUCAAACCCUCGCUCCCCACCGUCCGUCCACCCCGGAGCCGCUUUAAGAUUCGGGCCGUGCAGGAAACGAAAGAGGAGUUGAAGAGCUCCUCCUCGUCGCCCGAGGAGAUCACCGAGAAGUACGGGCUCGAAUUUGGGCUGUGGAAGAUAUUUAGUUCUAAGGAGAGAGGAGGAGGAGGAGGAGAUGGAGAAGGGAAAGAGAAGUCCAAAGGGGAUCAAGCAAAGGAACUUUUAGCUAAGUAUGGGGGAGCUUAUUUGGCUACUUCAAUAACCCUCUCUCUUAUCUCUUUCGCCCUCUGCUACAUUUUGAUUAGUGCUGGGAUUGAUGUGCAAGCCCUGCUAAAUAAGGUCGGAAUUGUGACGGACGAGACCGGAGGGAAGGUGGGGACGUUUGCGUUGGCCUACGCUGCGCACAAGGCGGCGUCGCCGAUCAGGUUCCCUCCGACAGUGGCGCUCACUCCGAUCGUCGCGAGUUGGAUCGGAAAGAAGAGAGCCAAAUCAGAGGAGAAGUGAUCACUGAUUACUUCUCUCUCUCGAUGUGCACUUGAAACGCCACCCAUUUUGAUCUCCUUGCUCGCCUUCUUUUCCUUGUGUGUUUAUAUGUGAAGUAGAGAUUUUAUGAGUAGACAUGUAGAUUCAUGUUAUGUUUUGUGUUGUGUAUAUUAACAAGAUGAAUAGAUAUUACUUUUACUAACAUACUGAACUCUGAAGAUUCAUUUUCCGACAAAAA
This is a messenger RNA of Ananas comosus (pineapple), 838 nucleotides long. RefSeq lists its product as uncharacterized. The record is from RefSeq and is a predicted model, not a curated record. The transcript has 3 exons. Lineage: Eukaryota; Viridiplantae; Streptophyta; Magnoliopsida; Poales; Bromeliaceae. Bases 40 to 621 code for a protein of 193 amino acids. Gene Ontology annotation, cellular component: mitochondrion.